Molecule: messenger RNA, 459 nt
Organism: Miscanthus lutarioriparius
Lineage: Eukaryota; Viridiplantae; Streptophyta; Magnoliopsida; Poales; Poaceae
Source: the annotation of a GenBank genome assembly
AUGGCAGCUGAGGAUGACGUCAAACAGAGGCAGAUCAUUGAAAAUCGUGCAAGAAACAUAAGCCACAAUGUUCGGUGCACUGAGUGUGGUAGCCAAUCUAUUGAAGAUUCACAAGCUGAUGUUGCUAUUCUGCUUAGGAAGCUCAUUCGUGAUGAAAUAAAAGCAGGAAAGAGUGAUAAAGAGAUCUACAAGAAACUAGAGGAUGAGUAUGGGGAGACAGUGCUAUAUGCGCCUAAAUUUGAUCUUCAGACUGCUGGGAUAUGGCUUUCACCUGUCAUUGUGGGUGGUAUAGCAGCUGGCAUCUGGGCUUACCAAAAGCACAGGCAAAGGACAAAUGUUCACAUUAUGGCUCUGAACCUGGUCCGAGGCGUACCACUGACUCCAAGGGAGAAGGAGACCAUGCUAGACAUCCUUACACCUCCACCGCCUCCAAGGAAAUGGUGGUGGCCAGGCAAAUGA